Molecule: messenger RNA, 735 nt
Organism: Penicillium paradoxum
Lineage: Eukaryota; Fungi; Ascomycota; Eurotiomycetes; Eurotiales; Aspergillaceae
Gene: his3
Product: imidazoleglycerol-phosphate dehydratase HIS3
Exons: 2
Coding region: 1-735 (244 amino acids)
Biological process (GO): L-histidine biosynthetic process
Molecular function (GO): imidazoleglycerol-phosphate dehydratase activity
Source: RefSeq, a predicted model, not a curated record
AUGCCUCUUCCCGCCCGCACCGCGACCAUCUCGCGGGCCACCAACGAGACCAAAAUCCAGAUCUCGCUCUCCCUCGACGGCGGCGUCCUCCCACCCUACGAACCCUCAACCCACUUCCCCGCCCCAACAGACCCCCAAGAAGCCGAAGCCGCCAAAAAGGGCAUCGUACCUUCCAAGGAAGCCGCCCAUGCCACCCAAUUCACCCCCACCCAGCAGAUCACCAUCAGCACCGGUAUCGGCUUCCUGGACCACAUGCUGCACGCACUGGCGAAGCACGGCGGCAUGAGUCUGGCAGUUCGCGCAAAGGGCGAUUUAUACAUCGACGACCACCACACAACAGAAGAUACCUUCCUCGCACUGGGCGAAGCCUUCACCGCAGCGCUGGGCGCACGGCAAUCCCUCGAGCGAUUCGGACGCGGCGACGCACCCCUCGACGAGGCACUGUCGUGGGCUGUGAUUGAUCUCUCCAGCCGGCCGUGGGCGGUCAUCGAUCUGGGCUUUAAGCGCGAGAAGAUCGGUGAUUUGAGCACGGAGAUGAUCACGCACGGUCUGCAGAGCUUCGCGCAGGCAGCGGGUGUGACUCUGCAUGUCGGAUGCACUUAUGGUGAUAACGACCACCACCGUGCGGAGAGUGCGUUCAAGGCUCUUGCAGUUGCCAUUCGCAACGCUUGUAAGCGUAGGGUUGCGGGUGAUGUUGGUGCUGGAGAUGUUGUCAGCACCAAGGGUGUUUUGUAA